GAUGGUAGACGCUCAGAUCCGAGAAGGCACCUUUAAGAUUGUCUCUUCGGAUCCAGGAUGGUAAAAAAAAUACAUGGUGCCAUGGGUUUGAAUAGUCAGUUGAAGUGAAUACAUUUAUUCACUACCUUGGACACCCUGGAAGGAAAAUGCAACAUAUUCCUCCAAAUGGUUGGGACUCUAACCAUCCAUGCAUGCCCAUAAUAAAAAGCAGAACGACUUUACCGACGCUGCCCCUUUGUAACUUCCUGUUAUGGGUUCUGCUGGGGGUUCUUACCUUCCCCUGCUGUGUUCACUGUCUAAUAUUCAAAGUGGGGGUUUUGGGGCCUUGGAACUGCGACCCUGUUUACUUCAGGGCCCUUCCCACCGCAGCGGCCAGACUCGCUGUGAGCAGGAUCAAUGGAGACCCCGGUCUGGAUCUGGGUCUAACGAUGGACUUCAUUAUUCUGCAGGAGCCCUGCGAAACCUCCAAAGCCCUGACGGCUUACAUUUACUAUGACGGUGCAGCGGACGCGUUUGUGGGUCCCACCAACCCUGGAUACUGCAUCGCUGCUUCUCUGCUGGCAAAAAACUGGGAUAAGGCGCUGUUCUCCUUCAGCUGCGUCACCUACGAGCUGGAUCGCACCAUUGGAUACCCAACCUUUGCACGGACUGUCCCGUUUUCCGUGGACGUGCUGUUCACAGUGUUUAAGCAUUUCAGAUGGGCCGGCUCCGUGGUGAUCUCCUCUAAUGAAGACCUCUGGAUAGACACUGCUGGGAGGGUGGCUGAUGGACUGAGGAGGAAGGGGCUUCCUGUGGCUCUGGUCUCAGCUAUGGGUCUGAAUGAUACUGAGGUGGAGCGCACGCUGAGAAAGAUCCAAAGUGCAGGAGAAAUAAGGGUUAUCGUAAUGUGUAUGCACUCCAUCCUGGUUGGUGGCAGCUACCAGGCCACUUUUCUCACAAAGGCACACAAGAUGGGGAUGACUUCAGGGAAGUACGUGUUUGUGCCCUACGAUACUCUCCACUACAGCUUGUCCUACAGCAACGUCUCCCACUUCCCUCUCCAAAAUGACAGUCUUCUGAGGGAGGCCUACGAUGCUGUCCUCACCAUCACUGUGGCCUCUGAGCAGCAGUCUUUCAAUGAGGCGUUCAAUGCAGCCAAGACAAGCCAGGAGAUGUUUCUGCCAGUGCAAGCUGAGCAGGUUAACCCUCUGUUUGGAACCAUCUACAACAGCAUCUACCUGCUGGCCAGGUCAAUUCAUAAUGCCAGGAAAGCAGGCAUGCGCCUUUCAGGAUCAAAUCUGGCCUACUUCACCAAGAACACAAGUUUUAAUGGCUUCAAUCAGAAGGUUCAGGUGGACUCAAGCGGGGAAGUUAAGACCAACUACGUCGUCUUGGACUCUGACAAAAGAAGCAGUCAGCUGUACCAGGCCUACUAUGUGGACCUAAAGGCAGGGGUGCUUCGUUUUGCAGGGAGAUCUAUCCAUUUUCCAGGAGGCUCCCCUCCAACAGCAGACUCCCGCUGUUGGUUUGAUAAGAACGUCAUUUGCACAGGAGGUGUGGAGGUGUCUUACAUAAUAAUAGUGUUGGCUGUGAUCCUUUGUUUGGCUGUUGGAGGACUCUUCAUAACUCUUUACAUCAGGAGACGACUUCAACAAAUACAGCUGAUCAAAGGACCCAAUCGGAUCCUGCUAACUUUAGAAGAUCUCACUUUUAUCAAUCCUCAGCUCAGCAAAAAGAAAAUUACUUUAGAGGACCUGAGUGAGUCCAGGAGUGCUCUGGAUGAAAAGUCUGCAGACCCCUCCCACUCUGUAAACAGCAUGCAAACCGCAACACACGAGAAUUCAAAUGUUGCUGUGUAUGAGGGUGACUGGGUUUGGCUGAAGAAAUUUGAGGAAGGCCAAUUCAAAGAGAUGAAACAAAGCACAACCAAGAUUUUCACAAAGAUGAAGGACCUAAGAAAUGAGAAUGUAAAUCCCUUCCUGGGCUUUUUUUUGGACGGCUACAUGUUUGCUGUGGUGACAGAGCACUGCUCACGUGGCAGCCUGCAGGACCUGCUUAGGAACGAAGAUGUUAAAUUAGACUGGAUGUUUAAGUCCUCACUUUUACUUGAUCUUAUUAAGGGAAUGAAAUAUCUUCACCACAGAGAUUUCCCCCACGGCCGACUUAAAUCUAGAAACUGUGUGGUGGACGGGCGCUUUGUUCUCAAAAUUACAGACUAUGGCUUCAAUGAGCUGCUAGAGUCUCAGAAAGCUCCCUUUGAAGAACCCCCACCAGAAGAGCAAUUCUGGACCGCCCCUGAGUUUCUCAGGGACUUUUCAAAUUACCGCAAAGGAACCUACAAAGGAGAUGUUUACAGUUUUUCUAUAAUCCUUCAAGAGGUGGUAGUGAGAGGGCCACCGUACUGCAUGCUGGAUUUACCCCCUGAAGAAAUCAUCCGUAAAGUAAAAAAGCCUCCGCCAAUGUGCCGUCCUACAGUCGCACCGGAUCAGGCUCCACUUGAAUGUAUCCAGCUAAUGAAGCAGUGCUGGAGUGAACAGCCUGACCGCAGACCAACUUUUGAUGAGAUAUUUGACAGGUUCAAGAUCAUAAACAAGGGCAAGAAGACCAAUAUCAUAGACUCCAUGCUGAGGAUGCUGGAGCAAUACAGCUCUAACCUGGAAGAUCUGAUCAGAGAGAGAACAGAAGAGCUGGAGGUGGAAAAGCAGAGAACAGAAAAGCUGCUUUCUGAGAUGCUUCCACCUUCUGUUGCUGAGGCUCUCAAGACUGGCGCUACAGUGGAGCCAGAGUACUUCGAUCAGGUGACAAUCUACUUCAGCGACAUUGUGGGUUUCACAACCAUCUCCUCGCUCAGUGAUCCGAUUGAAGUGGUUGAUCUUCUGAAUGACCUCUACACGCUGUUUGAUGCUGUACUCAGCAACCAUGAUGUCUACAAGGUGGAGACCAUUGGGGAUGCUUACAUGGUAGCAUCGGGCCUGCCGAAGAGGAACGGCAACAAGCAUGCUGCAGAGAUUGCCAACAUGUCUCUGAACAUCCUCAGCUCGGUGGGCUCCUUCCACAUGCGACACAUGCCAGAUGUGCCCGUCAGAAUACGAAUAGGAAUUCACUCAGGGCCCUGUGUUGCUGGGGUUGUAGGACUAACCAUGCCUCGGUAUUGCCUUUUCGGAGACACCGUCAACACUGCCUCUCGUAUGGAAUCCACUGGGCUGCCUUAUAGAAUCCAUGUAAAUUAUAGCACUGUGAAGAUCCUUCAUUCUCUCAAUGAUGGGUAUAAAAUAGAAGUCAGAGGCAAAACAGAACUGAAGGGUAAAGGUAUAGAGGAGACAUACUGGCUUGUGGGGAAAACCAACUUUACAAAACCUUUGCCAAAACCACCAGAAAUACGACCUGGGGACAACUGGCAGGAGAUGGUGACGGAGGAGAUCAAGACUCAUUUCCGCAAGGCCAAUAGGCAGGUGGACAAAAAAAUCUGAAACACUGAGAGAGAGAGGAGCAAAAUAAAUCAAGGAAGGACCAACAGAUGAGUGCAGGAAGGAGGCAUUCAGAUAAGGCGUAAGAAGAAGAGCUACAAGAGGCAAUCAGAGGACUGAGAGCAGCACCCAGCCUCUCGCUGUGGCUUAAUGCAGACUUGUUUAAGAGGAUUGUUCAUCGACUGGCUAAUCUUCCUGCAGCCAGCACAGCAGAACAUGACGGUGCUAAUGUAAUGAGUGGUCACAUCAUCUGCCUGCCUACCUGCUGCCAACAAGUACUCGGUCCUUAAUGAAGGAUGAACUCGUUCAUUCCUCUCUGCAAUCACUGGCCACUACGUGGUCCAAUACUCAGGGCAACCGGAGGUUCACCCAUCCGCAGAGCGAACGCCCCAAACGCCUAUUUCAAAGUAAAACAUUACAAUGAAAGCUGUUUUAGUCGAGCUGCAGUGCCCAGCCUGUUAUGUACCUGUUAAAUCAAUAUUAUGUGUUA
This is a messenger RNA of Cyprinodon variegatus (sheepshead minnow), 3936 nucleotides long. RefSeq names its product retinal guanylyl cyclase 2-like (gene gucy2f). The record is from RefSeq and is a predicted model, not a curated record. Bases 147 to 3449 code for a protein of 1100 amino acids. Lineage: Eukaryota; Metazoa; Chordata; Actinopteri; Cyprinodontiformes; Cyprinodontidae. Gene Ontology annotation, biological process: intracellular signal transduction; cGMP biosynthetic process; protein phosphorylation. Gene Ontology annotation, molecular function: peptide receptor activity; ATP binding; protein kinase activity. The transcript has 19 exons.